CAACAAGUUUGUAAUAGUUUUUUUCUUGAAAAAAUAUUUUUAAUUCAAUUUGUAUAUUAAAAUAGGUGUUUGUCUUGAUCACGUGACCCAACGCGACGAAACGUCAGGAAAUUUUAGAACAAAUUUCGCCAUGCGAGAACUUUUCAUGUGUCAAAAAAAAAACGUCAAAAAGUGACAUAUAUAUACAAUUAUUAUUAUGAUUCAAAAAUAGUGACGUAUAUAUAUGUGUGUAAUCAGAUGUUUUACUAUUUGUGAUUAUUUUGUUGUGGCACGAGGGGAAAAAAAAUGAAAUAUUCUCAUUUUUAUUGAAUAACUAGAGAAUUGUUUAAAUAAUAAAAAAAAAAAAAAUGUGGUCGUUUUUCUCUCGUGAUCCUACCAAAGAUUUUCCUUAUGAAAUUGGAGAACCGGUCAGUGGUUUUACAAAUAAAAGUAUUUGGUCACUUCAUCGAGCGAGAAGAAAGGGCUCAACGGGCGAUGCAGAAGUUUCUGUAUUUGUUUUUGAUAUAAAAAAUGGAGGAGAAUAUCAACUUGAAAUUGCAAGAGCCGCAGUUAAAAGGCUAAAAACACUUAAACAUCCAAGUAUUCUUUCAUAUCUCGAUAGUUUAGAGACGGAAAAAAUGGUUUAUCUUGCAACGGAAAGAGUAAUACCUUUGCAUAGUCGACUUGCAACAAUGUCAGAAAUGGGCGAAGGCUCUAAACGAGAACUCUACUUUUCCUGGGGAAUAUUUCAAAUAACGAGAGCAUUGAGCUUUUUAAAUAACGAUGGAAAUUUACGACACAAUAAUGUGAAUAUGUGGUCGGUUUUUGUCAAUGAAGAAAGCGGAGAAUGGAAAUUGGGUGGCGUUGAAUAUAUGACAAUUGUCGAUUCACUUUACACAAUGUUGCCGCAAGCUUUACAAAUUUAUCGUCCACCUGAGGCCAAAGAUAGUUCUAAACCAACAACAAAAUGUUCUAUUGACAUGUGGGGUCUGGGAACAUUGAUUUGGGAGACAUUUAACGGUCCACUUUCUUCCUCAAUGAAUCUUGAACAGAAAGAGAAGAUUCCCCGACAAUUAUUGUCAGUCUUCCAAGAAUUAACAGGAUUAAACGCAGAGGGAAGACCAAAUCCCGCUGAUGUUAUUGCACGUUGUCGUAGUAAUGGGGGAUUUUUUAAAAAUGAUCUUGUCGAUGCACUAUUAUUUCUUGAGGAAAUACAAGUUAAAGAACGAAGUGAAAAGGGACGAUUUUUUUCACAAUUGGCAAGUCAAUUGGAUUCAUUUCCCGAUGGUGUUGGUAGAUAUAAAAUAUUACCGCUUCUUGUCGCUGCUUUUGAAUAUGGCGAUGCUGGUAGUGCCGUUUUACCACCACUUCUUCAACUUGGCCGACAAUUACCCGAUGCUGAAUAUCAAAAACGUGUUGUCUCAUGUGUCGUGAAAUUAUUCGCAUCCAAUGAUCGUGCAACGCGACUUCAUCUACUUCGACAACUCGAUCAGUAUAUUAAUCAUUUGCAAUCGACAACAGUGAAUGAGGCAAUUUUUCCACAGGUUGCUCGGGGAUUUUUAGAUACAAAUCCAACAGUUCGCGAGCAAACAGUGAAAUCAAUUGUUCAUUUGGCAUCAAAAUUGGACUAUAAUAAUUUAAAUGUUGAAGUUUUGAGAUAUUUUGCGAAACUUCAAUCAAAAGACGAUCAAGGUGGAAUUCGAACGAAUACGACAAUUUGUCUUGGAAAAAUUGCACAACAUUUGCAUCCGCAAAUUCGACAAAAGGUCUUGAUUGGAGCAUUUAUAAGAGGAACGAGAGAUCCAUUUCCACCGGCAAGAAGCGCAAGUAUAUUGGCAUUAACGGCAACGCAACAAUAUUAUUUAUUGCAGGAAGUGGCGCAAAGAAUUUUACCAGCGAUGUGUCCAUUGACAACUGAUUUGGAUAAAGGAGUUAGGGACAAUGCUUUUAGGACAAUACGGGGAUUUCUCUCGAAACUUGAACGCGUUUCCGUUGAUCCAAGCCUUCGCGAAUCAAUGGAGGCGGAUGUCAAUACGGCAACUCCGAGUUUGAGUAAUGCAGCGGCAACUUGGGCCGGUUGGGCCGUCACAGCAGUCACGGCAAAAUUCUAUCGCAGCCAAUCAGACACGCCAAAAUCUUCCAAUGCCUCUAGAAUUUUAUUAAAUAAACCCGCGUCUUUGGAGCAAGCGAGCAGUUCGCAGAGUAGUGCGAGUACAACGGCGACGACGAGUAGCGCAACAAGUAUGACAUCAUUGGAUCAUGAUCACGAGCACGAUCCGCAGGUGAAUGUGAAUCCAAAUCCAGAGAACGAUUGGGAUUCCUGGGAAAAUGGUGAUUGGGGCGAUUUAGAGCAACAGCCAUCGACGGGAACUUCAACGAGUAACGCUUCGCCUUCUUCACAUUCGCCGAAAGUUCACGAACCAUGGAUUAGUCUUGAAGAAAAGCCGGAAGAAGAAGCCGCUGAGGGAAGUCAAAAUACAAAAGAAUCAUUGGAAAUUGGUUGGGAAGAUGGAGAAUUUCAACCGUUGGAAGAAUUUCCACCACUUGAACCAGUCGUUCUAGGACCAACAAAUCGUUUAGAGGAGGCUAAAAAGAAACGCGAGGAACGAAAAUUGGCACGACAUCGUGAAAUUGAAGCAAAACGAGCCGAGAGACUGAAAAAUAAUCCGUCUCAUCAGAGAAGUUUAAUUUAAUUUUAGAAAAUGAAAAAAGAAAAUAAAUCAAGAUUUGACAAUUAAGAGUUAAGUAACGAAAUAAUUUAGCAAUUUAAAAAAAAAAUAAUAAUUAUCGAAAUAAUAAUAUUAAUCAAUUUUGUGAAUAUAAAUUUUAAAUUAUGAAUAAUUCAAUUUUUCUAAAUUAUUGAAUUAAAAAAAAAUUGAAUUAUUCAUAAUUGACUAAAUUCGAUUGAUUCGUCAAUAUUCCGGAUAAUUAACAAGUAGAUAUAUAUAUAUUACAAUUAACGAAUUUUUAAUUAGUCAAAAUAUUAAUUAAUAAUAAAUUUUAAUAAUUAUAAAUAAUAAUUAAAAUAACUAUAAUAUUUGAAAAUUAUAAUUAUA
Molecule: messenger RNA, 3035 nt
Organism: Leptopilina boulardi
Lineage: Eukaryota; Metazoa; Arthropoda; Insecta; Hymenoptera; Figitidae
Gene: yata
Product: N-terminal kinase-like protein
Exons: 12
Coding region: 348-2672 (774 amino acids)
Biological process (GO): protein phosphorylation
Molecular function (GO): protein kinase activity; ATP binding
Source: RefSeq, a predicted model, not a curated record